Molecule: messenger RNA, 2997 nt
Organism: Oryzias melastigma (Indian medaka)
Lineage: Eukaryota; Metazoa; Chordata; Actinopteri; Beloniformes; Adrianichthyidae
Product: zinc finger BED domain-containing protein 6
Exons: 5
Coding region: 429-2519 (696 amino acids)
Molecular function (GO): protein dimerization activity
Source: RefSeq, a predicted model, not a curated record
CCAAAACAGACCACUAAAAGUGACCAACCAGCAGAUUAGUACAGCCGAACAUCACCGGAAACUGUCGAAAUAGGAAACGAAACUCCCGUUCAUUGUUUUCUUCCCAGUCCAAUUAGAAGCCCAGCCCGCGAGCCUCCGUGGCGCGAGCCGACAGUUGCGUCCAAGCGGCGGAUGCGAGCGCAGACGGCACGGAUGUGGAUCCUCCGACGAGCCGUUUCCAUCCUAAAAGUGCGAGUCCUUCUCUAAAUCGCAUCUGCGCGCUCUCGUGGUUACGUUUCCGGCGCGUGAAACGCCGGACUGGGAUGUAAACACGCCGGCCUCUGCGCUCAUGCUCAGAGGCGAGGUGAGCCCGAACCCCCAGACGACCCGCAUCCCUGUUAUCUACCGCAAGUUCGCUUUGCUCCGGAGCGGAGGAGCUGUCGGCUCAAAUGGCGUCAGUGUCCAAGGUAUCCAUCCUGGAUUACUUUAAUAUUGUGUUUGAAGGGGAAAAUGGCAAAAUCGAGUCCAACUGUAAGGCGUGUGGCACCAGAAUCCAGGCGAAACGGAGCGUCACGUCCAACUUCGUUACGCAUCUCAAGCGGAAACACCCAGUUAUGUAUGAUGACUUUGUGAAAAGGAAGGAUAUGAAGAGAGAGGGUUAUUCCUCCGCUUCCCUGCACAGCUUUACCAAUGGAGGAAGCACACGCCACGCUCUCCCCAUCAGUGCUGGGGUCGGAGGAGGAAGCGUUGGAGGGAUGGCAACUCUGGAGGGAGGAGUAGGUGGAGGAUCUGGAGGAGGAAUAACCAAGUUUGAUAAACAUGACCCACGACAGGUUCUGAUCUCUGAGGCGAUUGCUAAAAUGAUUGUGCGUGACCUGCAGCCUGUAUCCAUAGUGGGAAAUCAGGGCUUCAAAGAGUUGCUUCAACUUUUGGAGCCCCGCUAUACCCCCGAGUCGCAGCGCUACAUCCAAAGCCAGCUCCUCCCAGCAUAUGCCUACCAGGCUCAGCUGGCGACCCAUCAGGCCUUGGCAUCGGCGCAGGCACUCAGCCUCAGCUUAGAUCUCUGGACGGGCUCGUGUGCAGCUGCUUCAGGAUACCUUGGAGUCACCUGCCAUUUCUUGUCAUCUGAUUGGCAGAUGCACUCAUCCCUCCUGGCGUGCCUUCCGCUGACCGGAGGCAGCUCUGGGAGCCGUGUGCUUGUAGAUUUUGAGGAGGUGUGUCACUCUCACGGCGUGUCGGGGAGAGCGUUUCGUGUGGUUGCAGACCCAGUCUCGGCAACAACGCUGGCGACAACUAAAAGGCCAUGUUGUCUCCCUGGUUUCUUGGUUCCUCCUCUUCACUCAAACGGACAUUAUGGAAGCGAUGAAGGAAUGAUGGACAAUGACGAGGACACGAAAAGAGGGAUCAGGAAUGGUCAUGGUGAAUGUGGGGAUGAAGGAGGCCGAGAUGAGUCAUGGGAGCAGAGUCUGGGCGUUUCCCGGGUGGACUGUUUCUCCCGCUCCCUGGAAGAGUGUAUUCGGGUGGGGCUGAGCUCCUGCAUACAGAUCUCCUCUACGCUAACCAAGGCUGCCCGCUUCUACAACUACAUAACGUCUGCUGUGCCUCCUGAGAAACUCAGCCAAGUGUUUGAUGGGUUGAUGACUGGGGGUUCAGAAAACAACUCACAUGUUGUAUGGGACUGGGCUGCUCAACUUAAGGUGCUUCGACGGCUGCUGGACUCGAUGGAUUUCCUGGAGGAGAUGAGUGGUCCUGGAGAGAUGGCUUUGGACGGAGCAGAUAGGGCCCUUCUGCGGGAACUCUCCGACACCUUGGAGCCCUUCACCGAGGCCUGGGAUAUGGUACAUGGAGACAGAGGGUCAGAAAUCCAGGCAGACAGACAUGUUUCCAUCAGCCUGGCUCUGCCCUGCGUCCUCGGCCUUCGUAAGCAUCUCUCUGAGACUUCAACUCCCCACUGUCCUCCCCUCCUGCUGGGCCUAAGCCAGGCUGUGGAGCGUUUCUUAGCUCCUAUUCUAGAGAACCCCCUCUAUAUCGCCGCAACUACUUUAGACCCCCAGUUUAAGCUGACGUGGAGCAGUAACCCAGACUGGCACAGACAAGUUCUCAUAGAAGAGUUAUCUAAAUACUCUACAGCCUCCAGCCCAGUAGAUCCCAACACAGACCUUCACACUCAAUCCCAGACUCUUCCUGUUCCGGCACCAUCUCCGGUCUCCUCUCUUUCUCGGCCCUGUAAGUUGUUCUCUUUCAUCAAGCAGAGACCCGCGACGCAGGCUAAGAGCCUAGAGCAGGAGCUGGCCGUUUACCUACACGAGGAGCCCACCGACGAAGAAGCUCUGCACUACUGGUGCCGUAAAGCUAUUGACUUUCCUCUGCUCACCCAGGUGGCCAAAAGAGCGCUGACCAUACCCGCCUGCGGCACAGUGGUGGAGAGGAUUUUCACCAUGGCCGCACACCUGCUGCUCCCAGAGAGAGGUUGUGUCUUACCGAAAAACUUGGAGACACUCAUCUACCUCAAAGCCAACCACAGAUUGCUGUGGACAUAAGAGAUGAGCUUUAAUCUGAGUAUUAGCUGGAGGAUUUUUCACUGGCAGUUAAGCGAGUUCAUGGAUACAAACCUUUGUUGCUCUUGCAAGUACUGCAGAUAACUUAAUACCAGGCAACUGAUGGGUGCCUGGAUUCAAAAUGCUGAAGUUAAAAGCAGAUCAAUACUAAAACAUUCACCCUGAUAUUUCUUUCUCAUAUUUGAGCCUCUAGACAACAACACGCUCUUGCUUUGUUUUGUUUUGUUUAAGAUAGCUUCUGUCUAUACCCUCCGUAAACCAGUGAUAACUAAUGAUCAAUCACUCCAUACAGUAGCAUGUAGUUUAUUUUCAUUUAUGUACAGAAUUCCCCAAGGCUGACUUUGUUCAAUGUCUUUUUAAUGGAUUGCAUCAGCUGCUCAGCAAUAUUUUUAAUCAUUUUUCCAAUGUAUGCGUGCCUCGUCAUGGAGACAUUUCAAUAAACAGGAUGCACUUCUUAAAA